Molecule: messenger RNA, 2517 nt
Organism: Solea solea (common sole)
Lineage: Eukaryota; Metazoa; Chordata; Actinopteri; Pleuronectiformes; Soleidae
Product: extracellular calcium-sensing receptor-like
Exons: 9
Coding region: 16-2517 (833 amino acids)
Biological process (GO): G protein-coupled receptor signaling pathway
Cellular component (GO): membrane
Molecular function (GO): G protein-coupled receptor activity
Source: RefSeq, a predicted model, not a curated record
UUUCAUCUGAAUGGAAUGCAUAAGCCUGGUGAUGUGAUUCUGGGUGGAUUGUUUGAAGUUCACUACACAUCUGUCUUCCCUGAGCUGACUUUCACCUCAGAGCCAAACCCACUCAGCUGUCAAGGUUUUGACCUUCCAGGGUUCAGACAUGCCAUGACCAUGGCCUUUGCUAUUGAUGAGAUCAACAAAAACACUAAUCUGCUGCCUAAUGUGACUCUGGGAUACAGUCUGUAUGAUAACUGUGCCACACUUGUAAUUGGAUUCAGUGCUGCAUUGACCCUGGCCAGUGGUCGAAAGAAGGACUUUCUUCAAAAGGAAACCUGUUUGGGGACCCUUCCGGUCCUGGGAAUUGUGGGUGAUUCCUUCUCAACAUUUUCUAUCGCCACCUCUGAUGUGAUAGGUUUAUUCAAAUUACCCAUUGUGAGUUACUUUGCCACAUGUUCCUGCCUCAGCAAUCGUCAAAGGUUCCCGUCAUUUUUUAGAACAAUACCAAGUGACGCUUUCCAGGUGCGUGCCAUGAUUCAGAUACUGAAACACUUUGGUUGGACUUGGGCAGGUCUGCUCAUCAGUGAUGAUGAUUAUGGAGUCCACGCUGCCCGAUCCUUUCACUCUGAUCUGGGUCCAGCUGGUGGAGGUUGCCUGGCUUACACUGAGCUUUUGCCCUGGGGUGACAACCCUGCUGAACUAAGGAGAAUAGUGGAUGUGAUGAGGAAAUCUACAGCUCGAGUGGUGAUUGUGUUUGCACAUCAGAUCCACAUGAUCUAUCUAAUGGAAGAGGUGGUGAGGCAGAAUGUGACAGGCCUGCAGUGGAUGGCCAGUGAAGCCUGGUCAUCAGCUGCUGUGCUCCAGACUCCUCACCUCAUUCCGUACCUGGGUGGAACACUGGGCAUAGCCAUCCGUCGAGGAGAAAUACCAGGGCUCAGGGACUUCCUGUUACAAAUAAGUCCUGACCUACAUCACAACAACACAGAUGGAAACAGCAUGGUGAAUCAGUUUUGGGAACACACAUUUCAGUGUAGAUUUGCACCACCUCCCGCAGGUUGGGUGGAAGCUGGAGGAGAAUUGUGCACUGGACAGGAAGUUAUAGAGAAUGUGGAGUUUCCAGAUGUUUCUAACUUGAGGCCUGAGUACAAUAUUUACAAGGCGGUGUACGCUCUGGCGUAUGCCCUUGAUGACAUGCUGCGCUGUGUGGCAGGGACCGGACCUUUUAUUGGACAUGGCUGUGCUACUUUGCAAACAGUGGAGCAAUGGCAGCUCAUGUAUUACUUGGAAAAAGUCAACUUCACCACAACAUUUGGUGAUCAAGUGUCAUUUGAUGAGAAUGGUGAUGCCUUACCAAUAUAUGACAUCAUGAACUGGGUGUGGCUCCCUGAUGGAAGAACUAAAGUUCAGACAGUGGGUGAGGUUAAGAGGUCAGCCUUCAAAGGUGAAGAACUCACACUGGAUGAAGACAAAAUAUUCUGGAACCUUGAAUCCAAACAGCCUCCACGCUCAGUGUGCAGUGAGAGCUGUCCUCCAGGCUCCCGCAUGGCCAGAAAGAAGGGGAAACCUCUGUGCUGUUUUGACUGCAUCCUUUGCUCUGAGGGAAAGAUCAGCAAUCAGACAGACUCCAUGGAAUGCACCAGUUGUCCAGAAUAUUUCUGGUCCAGCCCCCAGCGUAACCACUGUGUUCCCAAGAAAACAGAGUUCCUCUCCUACCAUGAGCCUCUGGGUAUCUGCUUGACAACCACCUCACUGUUGGGCACAUUUAUCUGUAUUGUUGUUCUGGGCAUCUUCAUCCAUCAUCGCAGCACACCUAUAGUUCGUGCCAACAAUUCAGAACUCAGUUUUCUUCUCUUGGUGUCACUCAAAUUGUGUUUCUUGUGUUCAUUGCUCUUCAUUGGACGACCCAAAUUAUGGACUUGUCAACUAAGACAUGCAGCAUUUGGCAUCAGCUUUGUGCUUUGUGUCUCAUGUAUCCUGGUGAAAACCAUGGUGGUUCUGGCUGUGUUCAGGGCCUCCAAACCAGGAGGUGAGUCCAGUCUCAAGUGGUUUGGUGCUGUGCAGCAGAGAGGGACAGUUCUGCUUCUGACUUCUGUUCAAGCAGCAAUCUGCACUGCCUGGCUUGUAUCUGCUUCACCAGUACCUCAUAAAAACACCCAGUAUCACAGUGACAAGAUAGUUUAUGAGUGCGUAGUUGGAUCCACAGUUGGUUUUGCAGUUUUACUUGGUUAUAUUGGUUUACUGGCUGUCCUCAGUUUUUUGUUAGCUUUUCUAGCAAGGAAUCUUCCAGACAGUUUCAAUGAGGCCAAACUCAUCACUUUCAGCAUGCUGAUCUUCUGUGCAGUGUGGGUGGCCUUUGUCCCUGCUUACAUCAACUCUCCAGGCAAAUAUGCAGAUGCAGUGGAGGUAUUUGCCAUCCUGGCCUCCAGUUUUGGCCUCUUGGUGGCGCUGUUUGGACCAAAAUGUUAUAUAAUCCUCUUGAAACCAGAGAGAAACACAAAAAAUGCCAUCAUGGGCCGAGGUACUACACAAUGA